ACCCCUCCUUAUAUAUUUCUAAUCUUUUUACUGUUACGAUAACUAGGUAUUUUUAUUUGAAAAACGAAUGGCUGAAAUAGAAAUAAUUUAUCAGUCAGGCGGUUAAACUGAUAACAAAAGAUAAAAAUAAAACAAAUAAGGGACAAUGAAGUUGUGAUAAGUAACGACGUUAACUACACUUUGUUAAGUAACUCUGUUCUGUUGCUGAAUUUUAAACUUUAACUUAAAGGAAGAAUAAGGAUUAGGAACAUUGAAAAUUUCUGUAUUUGAAAUAAUUGGUUAAACAUUUAAACAUGGAACCACAGUUCAUCAACUAUGCUCAAUUUAUAAUUCCAUCGCUGGAAAACAUGGCCAUUGUCCAAAUAGUUGUCAGCUUAUUAGCUCAGCCUGAUGUUAAAAUGGAACUAAAGGAAAUUUUGAAGAAAGUGCAGGAUAAGGAACGUGAACCGUAUGUUGCAGGAUGUUAUAAUUUUCGUGUAAUAGAAAAUAUUAUUCGAAAUAGAUUAAUAUUAUUACGCAUUCCAAAAAAAUUGCACCAAGAAAUUUUAGAUUUCGUCAAACCCAUUGGAUUGCAGAUGAUAAAGUGCUUUGAUAUGAGAAGAUGGGAACACUAUUAUUUCUAUAACUCGAUAGAUAAAGGAACUUUUCAUUGGUCAUCUUGGGGAACUAUUGAUAAAAUCAAAACAUUAGAACAUGCGGUAUUUCAUGACAAUACAGUAUCCAGUUACCCAGAAAUGUUGUUUGAAUUUGCAUGCCAUUGUUGUUGUGAAAAUCUUAUUUUUGACCUUUGGAAUAGAAUGACAAGGAACCAAAAAGAGAAGUUUCGCUCUAAAUAUACAACUAAUUUUAAACUUCCUAGGCGGCGUCUAGAUUAUAACUUAAUUUCUUAUUGGGUUUGCAUUUUGGAGAAUAAACUAUCCAGUUUUUGCAAACAUCACAAAUUCAAUCGAAGAAAACACAGUAUUUCUCACAAUAUGUUAAAAUUAGCUAUUUCUAGUAAGAGUUUUCCUGCAGUUAAAUACUUUUGGCGAGAAUUGGCGAAAGAAGAGAGAACGGAUUAUAACAUAUUACGUUGGCUGGCAAAAGGGGUAAAAGAAUACCUAACAGGACUAUGGCAGCAUAAUUGCCUCAGAUGGUAUGAGAGUCAAAUGCCAAGUGAAUGCACAGACAUCGUUCUGUUUUUGUUGUCACAAUUAAGUGACCAAAAGCAGCAGAAAAUAGUUUUAAAGACUUAUCCCGAAAUGAUUUUAAAAUCACUGUACAACCACUGGCCAUAUAAUCCAUAUUUUUUGCCAACGAUUAAUCAGAUGUGGGAUUAUAUUGAUGCGAAUCUUCACAUGGGAAUAGUAACUAUCAUUGCAACAGAAGCUAUAGAAAGAAAUACGUCUAAAGUAUUAUUUGGAGAAUUGUGGAAAAGCACUCCAGAAUGUAUUAAAGAUCGAUUCAUAAACUCUGGUAGCAACAGAUCUAAAUCUGAACUUCUUAAAUUGGUGAACAUGAUGAGGGGAAAGUGACAAAUACAUCGGAAUGUUGAAUAUGCCGUCGAUGAAUUUUUCAAAUCUGGACACAGUUCGAAAUGCUUGUUUACGGAAAUGGACACUGAUCAAAAUUCCUGUUUAGACUAAAACGGACACAGCAAAAAAUGCGUCAUUUCACUUUUCAAUCCAAAUUUAAUGACUAAACCUAACUUAAUAACCUAACCUAACUUUAAUAACUUAACUUUUCAUUAAUCAUAUAAACGCUAUUUCUUAAAAUAUUUCUUAACUUUUUU
Parasteatoda tepidariorum (common house spider) is the source of this 1771-nucleotide messenger RNA. The record is from RefSeq and is a predicted model, not a curated record. Lineage: Eukaryota; Metazoa; Arthropoda; Arachnida; Araneae; Theridiidae.